This is a messenger RNA of Leptopilina heterotoma, 939 nucleotides long. RefSeq lists its product as uncharacterized. The transcript has a single exon. NCBI's taxonomy places the organism in Eukaryota, Metazoa, Arthropoda, Insecta, Hymenoptera, Figitidae. The coding region runs from base 1 to 939 and encodes 312 amino acids. The record is from RefSeq and is a predicted model, not a curated record.
AUGAGUUACAGAAUAAUUUACCACAACAUUCGAGUCACACAAACCAUGCUGGAAGCGGUCCAUACGGCCAGACAAGGAAAAUUACACCCUGGACUGAUUUCAUCUAAGCAGCUGGAGCCCAUCCUACGUGACGUCGAGGAUCAUCUUACCGAAGUACAGUUCCCCUUACCUGGACCUGCAGUUAGUAUCGAAGAAUUGAUACCGAUCUCCACCGUCACCAUUUUAUGUGUUAAUCGUCAAUUAAAAAUCCUCGUUGAUAUCCCUCUACUAGAAAAAUACAACUAUCAGGCAUUGAAAAUGCAUCCCCUACCUACCAUCCAAGAGGCAAUAGGAAAUAAAACGAUAAGAGCUUAUGUCAAGACCAAACAUGACUAUCUUAUUGUUGAUGAAGAGCAGCACACCUAUCUUCUACUCACGGAGCGAGACUGGAAAUCCUGCAAAUCAACAGCAUCAUACCACGCUUGUUUGAACGGAAUUCCCAUCUACGAUUUGAACGAGAGACCAGCCUGUGAACCAUCGCUUUUAAUUAAUCCAACUAUCGACAAUCUAAGAACAUGUGAGAUUCAAAUUACUGUUAAUUCUGAGUCCUUCUGGAAGUCGUUAACUACUCUUUCCAGCUGGUUAUAUUCUUUUUCUAAGAUGGAAGAUGUAGUAAUUAUUUGUCAUUCUAUGACCCCUAUCAAGAUUAACCUUAAUGGAACCGGUAUCUUGAAAUUGGCACCUGGCUGCAUGGCAAGAACCCAGGACACAAUAAUCCCAGCAACUAUUUCUCAAGUUGGACAAACAGAAAUCAUCUAUGAACCCGACUUACAUCUGAAUUUGACUAAAAUAUCCCCAGUAAUUCUCAACUACGGUCACUUGUUAACCAUGACCAAAGACAACAAUCAAAAGGAAGAAGUGGCUGAUCUGAAAUUUUCCACCUUCAGGGUAAACUCCUAA